AUGGUCAAAGCCAAAGACUUUUUGCUGCGGAUCGACGAUGCCGACUUCGAGAACGCGUUGUUCGUUCGACAAAGCGAACUGCAACAAGCGGAAGCUUCGCUCGAGAUCGAACGAGGACGACAGUCGUUAGCCAAGAAAGAGCUGGCAUUGCUGGAAGGAACGAUCGACGAAGCGAACCGCGCACUGGUGCUGCGAGAACCGCAAGUCGAAUCGAUUGAAGCGGAAGUGAAUGCAGCCAAAGCAUCGGUCGAACGUGCCAAACUCGACUUGGAACGGACCAACAUUUAUGCCCCGUUCGAUGCCCAGAUUCUCAGCCGUUCGGUCAACGUCGGUUCACAAGUCGCCCCCGGCGACGAGUUGGCCCAGCUGGUCGGGGUGGACGAAUAUUGGAUUAUGGCUUCGGUGCCUGUGCGCAGCCUGCAGUGGAUUCAAUUCCCAGAGUUGGAUGGUCGCAGCUCGCUGGUAACGCUUCGUAAUCCCGACACAUGGCCGAAGGGUGUCGAACGUUACGCGUCUGUUUCUCGCAUGAUUGGCAGCCUCGACCAGCAAACACGUUUGGCUCGCGUGCUUAUUGUCGUCGCCGAUCCGUUGGCGUUGAAAUCUGACGUUCCUCCGCUGAUUCUCGAUACACUGAUCGAAACGCACAUUGAAGGAGGCACCGUGAGCGAAAACGAAUCUUCCCCCAGCCGGCAGGAAGGGGCGAUCGCUUGGAUGGCCAAGAAUUCGAUCGCCGCCAACUUGCUGAUGAUCAUUUUACUGGCCGGGGGAAUCUGGUCGGCGAUUACGAUCCAGAAGGAAGUCUUUCCGCAAUUUCAGCUCGACAUUGUCGAGGUAUCGGUCGGCUAUCCAGGAGCGGCUCCGGAAGAAGUCGAACAGGGAAUUCUGCGGCCGAUUGAAGAAGCUGUCCGUGGCGUGGAAGGGAUUCGCGAGAUCACCAGCGAGGCCCGCGAAGGGCAAGGGACCGCACUGAUCGAGCUGGUCGGCGGACAAGACCGCAUGAAGGUGUACCAAGACAUCGAUCAAGCGGUGAAUCGAAUUCGUACGUUUCCGGAUCAGAUCGAACAGCCGGAAGUGCGGCUGCAAUCGCGGCAACGGGAAGUGAUGCAAGUCGGUCUGUAUGGCCCUGUCGAUGUCUGGACGCUGCGCAAGCUGGCCGAACAGCUGCGCGAUCAGUUGACUUCGCACCCCAAUAUCACGCAAGUCGCGCUGAGCCGCGUUCCUGAGUAUGUCACCCAUGUCGAGAUUCCGCGGCAACGACUGCGGGAAUAUGGACUGACGCUUUCAGACGUGGCUGACCGCAUUCGUGUGUCGAGCCAGGACAUUGCAGCCGGGGCCGUUUCGACGAGCGCUGGCGAGAUUUUGCUACGAGUAAAGGCCCGGAAGCAAUGGGCGCAGAAAUUCGCUGAUAUCGAAAUCGUUUCCGGCCGACGCGGUUCGGUCGUCAGGCUUGGCGAUAUCGCCACGAUUCGGGAUGGUUUUGAAGAGGUCGGAUUUCACUCGCAAUUCAGCCAAACCCCUUCGGUGGAAGUCGAUGUCUUUCGUGUCGGUGCUCAGUCGCCGAUUGACGUCGCCAACGCAGUCGAAGAAACGAUGAAAGAAUUCGAGUCGGUGUUGCCGCCGGGCGUGAAGUGGCGGAUCGACCGAAACAAUGCCGAAGAGUUCCGUCGGCGUCUGUACCUGGUGAUGGAAAACGCCGCGAUGGCGGUGGUAAUUGUGCUGGUGAUUUUAGCCCUGUUCCUGGAAGU
This is a messenger RNA of Symbiodinium sp. CCMP2456, 1745 nucleotides long. The record is from the annotation of a GenBank genome assembly. Lineage: Eukaryota; Dinophyceae; Suessiales; Symbiodiniaceae.